Bicyclus anynana (squinting bush brown) is the source of this 998-nucleotide messenger RNA. RefSeq names its product mediator of RNA polymerase II transcription subunit 10 (gene MED10). The coding region runs from base 107 to 502 and encodes 131 amino acids. The record is from RefSeq and is a predicted model, not a curated record. NCBI's taxonomy places the organism in Eukaryota, Metazoa, Arthropoda, Insecta, Lepidoptera, Nymphalidae. Gene Ontology annotation, molecular function: transcription coregulator activity. Gene Ontology annotation, biological process: positive regulation of transcription by RNA polymerase II. Gene Ontology annotation, cellular component: chromatin; mediator complex. The transcript is spliced from 3 exons.
CUUCAUAAUUCUGUCAAAAAUCACAAUUAUAAAAUUUGUGGUUUUCAUUUUUUAAUUUGAUAAAAUAAAAGUAUUCAACAUUGAUAACUUUCAACAAUCAACCACUAUGUCUGCCUCUCUGGAAAAUCUAGAGACUCAGCUUGAAAUGUUUAUAGAAAACGUGAGGCAGAUACGUAUUAUUGUAAGUGAUUUUCAGCCACAGGGGCAAAGUGUUUUGAAUCAGAAAAUCCAAUCAUUAGUCACAGGACUUCAAGAAGUAGACAAGCUGAAGUCCCAAGUUCAUGACAUUCUGGUACCAACAGAAGUUUUUGACUAUAUAGACCAAGGCCGCAAUCCACAGUUGUAUACAAAAGACUGCAUAGACAAAGCCUUGGCCAAAAAUGAAGAGGUUAAAGGAAAGAUUGAUUCGUACAAGAGAUUCAAGAGCCACUUACUGUCAGAACUGUCAAAGACGUUCCCCAAUGAAAUAGCUAAAUAUAAGGCCAUUAGAGGUGGUGAAUAGGCACUAAUGUAUAUUCAGUUGUACAUAUAAAAGUCUAAAACCCUAAAGCCUGUUUAAAGGUGUAAGAUUAUAACUUUCAUAUUUAGUCUUUGAAUCUGAUGAUGUUAUUAUAAACAAAUUAUCAUACCUUACAUCCCUUACAGGUGUACCUAAUUAUUACAAUUCAUAUGACAUAUUUUAUGUUAUACUGAAAAUUUGAUGAACCAAUUUUCUUGAAAUCAACUUGAAUUAUUAUUCCCUGUAACCAACUGAAAUUUGUGUGAGAUGUGAUGUGUAUGUAUGUCUUCACAAAAAAAAAUUGCCACCAAUAAAUAUUGUACAGCUGAAUUAGAAGUAUAACAUUACUUACUAAUUAAGUUUUUAAUUUAUGUAUAAAAUUAGAUGUAAGGAAUAUUUAAACGAACUUUCUUUUUAUGCUACUUAGUGAUACUGAUCUGAAGUAAUGCGUAAGUAAAGUUUUUUUGUUUAAGUGUCAAAUAAAAAUUUCAUAAUUUAA